This is a messenger RNA of Paramecium octaurelia, 511 nucleotides long. The record is from the annotation of a GenBank genome assembly. Lineage: Eukaryota; Ciliophora; Oligohymenophorea; Peniculida; Parameciidae.
AUGCCUAAAAUUAAAACCAUAAGAACUAAGAAAGCCCCUGAGGGAUGGGAUCUGAUUGAACCUACCAUAACAGAAAUUGGAAAUCAAAUAAGAGAUGUUGAAAAUCAAGCAUAUAGUGAUAAGAAGAAACCAGAAUAAUUUUGGGAGAUUUACAAAUUGCAUCAUUAGAGGUAUAGUAUUCAUUUAAAUAUAAAGAUCUCGUUAUAUUUAUGAAAUGUACUAUUACAAAAAGGAGAUAACCAGAGAAUUAUAUGAAUUUUGUUUAUAAGAACAAUAUGGAGAUGCAACAUUAAUUGCCAAGUGGAAGAAGACUGGCUAUGAGAAGCUGUGUUGUUUACAUUGUAUAUCUAAGUCUCAGCAUAAUUUCGGAGGAGCAUGUAUUUGCAGAGUUCCUAAAGCCAAAUUAGAGGAAGGUAAAUUGGUGCAAUGCAAACAAUGUGGAUGUAGAGGUUGUGCUAGUGGAGAUUGAUUUAGUUAUCUAUAAAACAGUAUGAUAAGUUUUAAUCAUCCG